UAGCCGCGUCGCUGGGUUUGUGACGCGCUAUCUGUGCGACAGAGAAAGUGAGAGAGACACACACAGAGUGGUGUUAUGGCUACUGGCGGCACCGUGAGACCUGCUGAAGAGCCGGAGGAGGAAGAAGAAGAAGAGGAUGAAGCAGUCGAAGAGGAGGAGGAAGAAGAUUAUACCUUCCUACCCUUGGUGCACGACAUCAUUAAAUGUUUUCAAUUUGACCCUUGGUAAAUCUGCUCUGCUCCUUCUCCGUAGCAUGGACAAAGACAGCCAGGACGUAUACCAGGAGCUGAACGAGCUAAAGAGUAAAUUCCAAGCCAUGAGGAAGCUGGUCGGCAACAUGCCCGGCAUCGACAUGAGCCCAGAAGAGCAACAGCGGCACCUCCAGAGUCUGAGGGAACAGGUACAGACCAAGAGUGAACUGCUCCAGAAAUACAAGAGCCUCUGUAUGUUUGAGAUACCAAAAGAGUAGCUUGAGUAAAGCACAGACUGCUGCAACUAGUGGAAGGUUCUGCCAAACCCAACAUGGCGGCCAGCAUGCUGGGUGUUCAAAUAUGGAUGAAGCCAUUGCAAUCACUAUACUGGCAAUUGCCCUCGUCAAUGACUGCCGGACUCACACAAGGGGUAUUCCUAAUGGAUUUUUUUUUUUAAAACUGCUACGUGGUUGCUAGGCUCAGUGCCCCUAUAGCAACCAGACACUGGUGUGAAAGAUUCAAAUGAAUAGGAGAAGGUACAUGUUAUCUCCAUCUUCAACAUACUUAAUGUUCAUGUAAAAGUUAACUUCCCCUUUAGUUCUAUAAGUAUAUGUGUAAUACUUUCAUUUAUAAGUAUUUUUUUUUUUUUAUUGUUGUUAUUCAGGAUACGGGUCUAUCCAUAAAGUUUAUUUCACUGGA
Xenopus laevis (African clawed frog) is the source of this 890-nucleotide messenger RNA. RefSeq names its product mediator complex subunit 9 L homeolog (gene med9.L). The transcript has 2 exons. Bases 137 to 469 code for a protein of 110 amino acids. Gene Ontology annotation, biological process: regulation of transcription by RNA polymerase II. Gene Ontology annotation, molecular function: transcription coregulator activity. The record is from RefSeq and is a predicted model, not a curated record. Lineage: Eukaryota; Metazoa; Chordata; Amphibia; Anura; Pipidae. Gene Ontology annotation, cellular component: nucleoplasm; nucleus; mediator complex.